AUGGACACUACAAACUUAAACGACAAAGACGCAGUACGGGACUUGAUUGCCCAGCAACUUGAAUCAACCCCUUAUGCAUGCUCCUCCCUCACUCGUCUAUCUGGUGGCACCGCCAACUUCAUAUACCGAGGCACUCUCUCUGGGAGCCAUGACUCCAUUAUCAUCAAGCACAGCAAAGACUAUGUUGCAUCGAAUCCUAAUUUCAUGCUCGAUACCCAACGAUCUUACUUCGAAGAAGUCAUUUUGGCAGCACUUGGUGAUCUUGUUCCAUAUUCUCAGGAGAAUAUUACAGUCACUACGCCUCGCAUUCUUCAUUUCAAUGCUGAAACAAACACGCAAAUACAUGAGGAUCUUCUAGACUCAGUUGAUUUGAAAGCCUUCCUUCUGGAGAAAAUCACCAGCAAUGUAUCAGAGUCUUAUUCGCGUUCGAUAGGGCAAUCGCUAGGGUUGUGGCUACGAUCGUUUCAUGAAUGGGGUGCUAAGGCUGAACAAAAGAAGACUAUUGACAUUAUCGCCAAAAACAUCUCCAUGAAACAAGUGAAGUUUUAUGUGAACUAUGGUCUACUGCUGGAUACAAUCGACAACUUUCCUGGGAUUCUAGAAGAGAACCGCGGUAUCUUUGAGCAGGUUCGAGACCUCGCGACAACAGAAUCGAAGAAUGAUGUUAUCGAUGAUACUAAUGGACUUCUCCAUGGUGAUUUCUGGACUGGGAAUGUCCUCAUCUCAAGCAAUCCUCAAGUCGAACAAACCGAAACUAAGAUCUUCGCUAUUGACUGGGAACUGACACACAUUGGUCAUCGAUCCUCAGAUCUAGGACAAAUGAUUGCGGAAUUGUAUGAGACCAAGCUUUUCAAAGGGGUUGAACAUGGGCUAUGGAUUAUUGAGGGAUUCUUGAAGGGAUAUGGACCUUUGAGUGAUGAGAUGGCAUUCCGGACUGCCAUUCAUAUUGGAGUUCACCUCAUUUGCUGGGGAAGCAGAGUUUCUGGAUGGGGUAGUGAGGCUCAAGUUCAAGGUGUCGUGGAAAUAGGUAGGAAUUUGGUCGUACAGGCUUGGACCAAGAAUAAGGCGUGGUUUGAGGAGGACCCUAUGGGUUGUUUAUUUCAGAAGUGA
Messenger RNA from Penicillium malachiteum, 1110 nucleotides. RefSeq lists its product as uncharacterized. The record is from RefSeq and is a predicted model, not a curated record. The transcript has 3 exons. Bases 1 to 1110 code for a protein of 369 amino acids. NCBI's taxonomy places the organism in Eukaryota, Fungi, Ascomycota, Eurotiomycetes, Eurotiales, Aspergillaceae.